Helianthus annuus (common sunflower) is the source of this 1119-nucleotide messenger RNA. RefSeq names its product calphotin-like. The coding region runs from base 1 to 1119 and encodes 372 amino acids. The transcript has a single exon. The record is from RefSeq and is a predicted model, not a curated record. Lineage: Eukaryota; Viridiplantae; Streptophyta; Magnoliopsida; Asterales; Asteraceae.
AUGUCUUCAUCGAGUGGGGUCUCUGACCCAGUGCCGGUAGACUCUGACGACCCGAUGCACUCAGACUCGGAGGUCUAUACAUCGGACACGGACAGUACGGACGAUGACGGAUUUCAGCCCUUCGCGCUACCAGAUUUCGGUGACGACAUACAGCUAGCUGAUGGCAUUCCAGCCGGGGAUCCACCUCUUGCGGAGAUCCUUGCUCCUAUUCCACUCGCUGUACCUCCCGUCGAGGAUUUGCCACUUGAUGUAGUGUCAGAUAACGACGUCGAUCUUUUCGAGGGUCCCCCUAAGGACGCCCAUGAGGGCAGGGCCCCGAUUGCGGAUGAUGUCGCUCUUCCGUUGGUUGAGAGUCCUGAUAAGGAGGCUCAUUCUGAUUCGUCAGUCCCAGAUUCUUUUGAGUCGGUAGCUUCAUCUAUUCCACCGUCGGGAUUCGGUUUCUUCCCUGGUAUUGUCGAUGAUGAGGAUAUAGAGAUGGAGGACGAGUUGGUCCUCGAGGAGCAGCCUGCUGAGGCUCCUGUUCUCCCGGAUGAUCAGAUUCUUGAUAUGCCUGCUGAUCAUCAGCCUGCUCCUGUCGAUCCAGAGCCCGAUAUAGUUCCAGAGCCCGUUCUUGCUCUUGACCCUGUUCAUGCAGAUGCUCCCGUUUUUGUACCACCAGGUAUUGAUGCUCCUGCCAUACCACCACCAGUCGUGGAGAUUCCAGUCAUGAUACCUCUGCCUGACCCCGUCUUUGCUGAGUUACCAGUUAUUGCGCCAUUAUUUCCCGAUUCAGCCCCUGUGCAUGCUGAUCAUGCACCUUUUGCUACUCACAUAGACCCUCGCUAUGCGGACACCCAUAAUGGGUGGAUCGAGGAGGAUGACUACCCUCCGUACGUGAUACCAGUCACUCCCCCUACUGCACCCGUUACUGCACCACUUGAUAUCCCAUUUGUCCACCCACACACAUCUGAUACCCAUCGUACCGAUCUACCGAUUACUUUCCUCCAGGACAUUCCUCCGCCACAACCCGAGGAGGGAUCGUCGAGGCAGCCUUUUGGCCACGUACCAUUUAUGUCAGGAGAUGGCCAGUUUAUUCCUUAUUCUGGUUUUGUUCCACCCAUGUCAUCCACUGUGACGUGA